UUUUGAGUUUUGUUUGAUUUGUAAGUAGUUUUAUUGUACUAAUUACUAUUUGUUAAAAGGUACCAUCAAAAACUUAAAAGUACUAAUUACUAUAAGUAUUUUUUGUUGGUUAGGUAGAGAAUUUUAUGUUGCAAAAACUAAGAGAGAAAUGAUCAACAAGACCUACUUCUUGUAACUUAGGUUAGCUUGCUUCCAUGUGUUCGUAUUUUUUAUGAGUAGAGUUAUUUGUUACUCGUUGAUGGUGGUGGAAUAUGACAGGUAUCUCGUGGAAUUAGUCGAGUUUUUAGUUCAAAUAACUUCGCUUGCUUUCAUAGAGUUACCUUGUCGAUGGUCGCAGGUAUUUCAUGAAAUUAAUUGACUUUUUAGUCCAAACAACUUAGCUUCCUUCCUUAUAUGUGCUAUCUUGGUAGAGAGAGUUACUUGUUACCCUUCCUGGUGGAAGAGUGCAGGUAUCUCGUGAAAUUAGUCGAGAUACGCGUAAAAACAAAGUUAACUUAGCUUAAUCAGGUAAAUUUGCCCAUUUCUCUCUAAUUUUUUUUUUUGGUUUUAGGCAGAGUGAAGCUUGCUAGCUAGUAAGAAGUUGUCAAGUCAAAAUCAAGAAUGAAAAGGGAGUUAAAUGAUGUUUAUUAUGGUGGCAACAAAGAAGAUGUGCAUGGAUUUGAGAAUAUUAAUAUGGUGCCUACUGAUUUUGAUCCUAUGGAUGAUACAGAUAUUUGGUUAAAUGGAAAUUUCUCUAAUGAUUUUACUUCUCUUCAAGAUUUUCCAUGCAUGUCUUCUUCAUCAUCAACUUCCAAUUCCCUUCCUACUGAACAAUCUGAUCCAUCUUCUGGUUGGGCUGUUCAAAAAUCUGAUGCUGAUGAGCAAGAUUUCGACACAAUUAGUGAUCAAGAAUGUCUAAAUGUGAUGGAUUUAAUCGACGGGGAUCAUGAAUUUCUUGACCCUAUGAUAUCUUUUUUCAAUCAACAACAAAAAGAACAAGCAAAUGAGGAGCAAGUGUCUAUUUUUCAAGGGGAUAGUGAACUUGCACUAAUGUUUUUGGAUUGGUUAAAGCAAAACAAAGAUAACAUUUCUGCUGAAGAUAUGAGGAGUAUUAAGCUUAAACGUUCGACAAUUGAGAGCGCGUCGAAACGAUUGGGAAGUACUAAAGAAGGGAAAAAACAGUUGUUGAGACUCAUUCUUGAUUGGGUUGAACAACACAGGUUGCAAAAGAAACAAAUGAGAGAGGAACAGAGUAUCCAAAACUCUGCCCCUUUUAACUUUAAUAAUCCAAAUGCUUGCUUUUAUAAUGCCUCGUUCACCGAUUCGUCCUCUGUAAUGACAGGGCCAAUACAGGGGUACUUUGGUGAUCUGAAUUCUAAUGGAUCUCUAUUCGUGCCUCCGUAUAAUCAAACAAUGAGUGGAAGUUCAACUUCUCAGUCCUGGUCUCAGUCGCAAUUUAUAAUGGCGAACGCUUCUCAAUACAAUCGAUUUCCUGAGAAUAAUAUUACGAAUAAUGUUGCUAUACCUGAUCAGCCUUUAUUCAGUGCUCAAUAUGAUCAGUACCAAAUUUUCGAUGGGAGCGGUGAGAGAUUGGCAAGGUUGGGCACUUGUGCUACUAAAGAAGCCAGGAAGAUCAGAAUGGCUAGGCAGAGACGAGUACCAUUGCAUCAUUAUCGUCAUCAGACUCAGAAUCAAAGACAAAUUAGUAAUGAGAAAAGUGUAAUGAUGGGUAGAAAGAUUAAUAAUUGUGCAAUAUCUCAAGCUAACAAUCCAGGAAAUUGGGUAUAUUGGCCUUGUGCUGCUGCUGCUCCGCCAAUCGCCAUGGUACCAUUGGCUGAUACUCCGCAAUCACUUCCUAUGGAGAGGUCACCCGUGCAAUCACAGAAACAUCAGAAACACGGUUCAACAGACAAAAGACAGGCUUGCAAAACAGAGAAGAAUCUCAAAUUUCUCAUGCAAAAAGUGCUGAAGCAAAGUGAUGUUGGCCAUCUAGGAAGAAUUGUGUUACCAAAGAAAGAAGCAGAAAGUCAUCUCCCGCAACUUGAAACAAGAGACGGAAUCUCAAUUGCCAUGGAAGACAUUGGGACUUGUCGUGUUUGGAACAUGAAAUAUAGAUUUUGGCCAAAUAACAAAAGCAGGAUGUACCUUCUCGAGAACACAGGUGAUUUUGUCGUAGCUAAUGGACUUCAAGAAGGUGAUUUCAUAGUAAUAUACGCCGACAUAAAGUGUGGCAAAUAUUUGAUACGAGGGGUAAAAGUGAGGCCGAAUGGAGCAAAAUCAGAUGGCAUGCAGCCAGCAAAGAAAAUUGUUCGUAAAAUAGCUGCUGUUGCGUCAUCUCCAUUUGCACAAGCUGUUGGAUAGUCCAGGAAAAGAGAAAUCAAUCUCAAACAAGUGAGUUUGCUGUGAUCAUUUCUUCAUUCUUUCCUUUUUUUUUUACAAAUUAGUACUUCAUUUUGUUAAAUAGAAUUAUCUAUAGAUGACCCUGACUCAUGCAAAUGACAUGUUUAAGGGGUUCGUAAUUGUUUGCAAGGAUACUGUCACAUAUAUGUAUAUGUUAUAAUCUGAAUGUGUGGUAUCAUUUCCUUGCUUAUCAAUGUAAUGACCACCAUCGGUUGUAAUUUAGUUUAAGUUGAUAUACUUUGAGAUUUCAAAGAACUUCCGUGCUGUCUUAUUUGCUCUAGCUAGUAGCUAUGUAUGUAGGUGUCAAAUGGGUGGGGUUCGAUUGGAUUAGCUGGUCAAAAUUCAACUCGCGCGAUUAUUACCAAGUUAUAACUGUGUUAUUUGUUGUUUUAUAAAUUUUUUUAAUAUCUAAUAAAAUUAAAUUAUUUUUUCCUUAUUAUGGAUAGAUAUAAAACAUCAAAUAAAUAAAAGAUUGAUUUUUGAAAAUAUUUUGACAAAAUUUCUCAUGGAUUAAUUUGGGCGAGUUGUUAGACCAAAUUUUGAUGGGUGGAAAUGGCCUGAGUUAAUAAUUUGGCAGGUCAAUAACAAGAUUGUUUGUUUAGACGGAAUGAUCUUUUGGCUUUCCUUUACUUUCAUUUUAUUAGAUUGGAAUGAGGUUUAAACUCUCCUCAACACGGCUAAAUAUGAAAUCCGGCAACUUAAACAAGGACAGUGAAUCGAAAGAUUGUAAUUACCAUCAUAAUCAGUAAACAUGCAGAAAAUAGGAGGGGAGAAGGACUGGAGACAUAUAAAUUUGAAGCGGAAUCCAUAGGAAUUACAUAUGUAUAAUAUAUCAUAUUUUAUAAGGAUAACAAUUACAAUAAUAUUUUGAAGCUGAACAUCUACAACAAGAAAGAAA
Solanum lycopersicum (tomato) is the source of this 3277-nucleotide messenger RNA. Lineage: Eukaryota; Viridiplantae; Streptophyta; Magnoliopsida; Solanales; Solanaceae. The record is from RefSeq and is a predicted model, not a curated record.